Priapulus caudatus is the source of this 1173-nucleotide messenger RNA. RefSeq names its product adhesion G protein-coupled receptor E2-like. Gene Ontology annotation, molecular function: calcium ion binding. The record is from RefSeq and is a predicted model, not a curated record. NCBI's taxonomy places the organism in Eukaryota, Metazoa, Priapulida, Priapulimorpha, Priapulimorphida, Priapulidae. The coding region runs from base 1 to 1173 and encodes 390 amino acids. The transcript is spliced from 12 exons.
AUGACGUUGCUACAGGGAAGUGCGGCCUAUGAGACGCUUGAUGAACAGAAAUUGGAAACAGACGUGCUGGCUUCAGAUGUGGACGAAUGCACGCUCUACACCGAGCCAUGCACGGGAGGCUCAAUGUGCGUGAACAACGUCACCGGAAAUUACACGUGUGCUUGCGAAGUGGGUUACUCCUUGUCCGGCUACAGGGGGCCGUGCAAUGAUAUUAACGAAUGCGUUGCUACGGAUGUCAGCCCAUGUGAGGCUAAUUCUAUAUGUGAGAACAACGAAGGCAGUUUCACCUGUAGAUGUUACCAAGGCUAUACUAAAAACGAGACAACCGGCGAAUGCAAACCACCGUACCGUACGUGCGCCGAAUACUAUGAACAUGAGAAUCUACCAGCAGGACUAUUUUAUGGAGAAUACUUUAUAGACCCAGAUGGCUCACAGGCGCUUUCUCCAUUCAAGGUUCAGUGCAUCUUCUCAGAAACACACGGAGGAAAUGAACCACUGAAUGUCUUGAAUGAGGAGCUGUGCACACAUACACCUGAUAAUAAACAUGUGGAUACUACUCCUAACUACCAGGGUAACCCAGGUUACACCGGCGAUGGAGUAACAUGCAAUGAUAUUGACGAAUGCAUAUACUCCGGCAGUGGAGAUAUCUGUGCGGACAUUGGCGAGUGUGUGAACAACAAUGGCAGCUUCACGUGUGGAUGUCAAGUGGGCUUCAUCAAAGACGCGGAAUCUGAUGUCUGCUCUGAUGUGGAUGAGUGUUUAACCAGAGUUAGCAACUGUCAUUCCCUAGCUGAAUGUAAUAACGCGGUCGGUAGCUUCUACUGCCAAUGUAACCCAGGUUACACAGGCAAUGGAGUAACGUGUAAUGACAUUGACAUAGAUAUUGAUGAGUGCCAGGACGCCACUCACGACUGCGAUGCUCACGCCACCUGCCAGAAUAAGAUCGAUGGUUUCACGUGCACAUGUCUGCCAGGUUACGCAGGCAGAGGAACUAUCAAUCACUGCGCAGGUACGCACCCUAUCGAACCUAACUCUUUCAACGAAACUUGUUACUCAUCUUUUCUUUUCUCUUUACCUAUCCCUAUGAGCGAGAUAUGCCGGUCCAGCUUAUCCAAUUUACAAAUAUCAGUGAUUAUGGAAUCAAUUCAACCAACCCGGAGAGAUUACAGGUGA